CUUACAUUCUUCCUUCUUCCAUCUCUCUCUCUCCCUCUCUCUCUCUCUGUGUUCUUCUUUCUUUGGUGAGUCUACCAAUUCAUAGUAGUUUCCAUGAUCAAUCAGUUAUCUACUAUGAGAUCUACGCCAAGAAUGACUAGUUCAAGUACUUCUCUCAAGCAAUUAUUCAUGAAGAAAUGGAUAAUGGGUAUGAAAGCUUGCAGCUCUUCGAUGAAGAAAUCUUCUCUCUUGGAGAGAAAGAACACCAUCAAGCUCUCCGCUGACUUAGCCAUGGCAUCCACUAGAAUGGUGGCCGGUUGUACCACCUAUUGGCGUCGAGCCAUAAUAACGAAUGCCUCAAAAGACCCGAAUAGCAAACAUUUAAUCAACCACAUAGUGGGCAAGUACUCACGUAGUAAUAAUAAUUAUAAUUCAGUACUCAUGACCAAGAUAACUUCCGUUCAAUUACAUUGUACAAGACUAUUGAGAAAAAGUAGAUCAAAGAAGAGGAAGAAUAUCGUCGGUUGGCGCACUAUGAGUGACAAAAAAAUCGCGGCGAGCAUUUUGUCGAGGAGGCUCGUGAGAAAGAGAACUCAAGUGCUGAAAAGUCUUGUUCCUGGCGGGGAGGCCAUGGAUGAAUGUUCUUUGAUGAAAGAAGCCAUAGAUUAUAUUAUAUCACUCCAAACUCAGGUUGAUGGGAUGAAGCACAUCAUCAAUGCUGUUACUGCUUCUAAAUCUUAAAAUUAAUACUGUUUUUCUUAUAAG
This is a messenger RNA of Impatiens glandulifera, 744 nucleotides long. Its product is annotated as transcription factor IBH1-like 1. The transcript has 2 exons. Gene Ontology annotation, molecular function: protein dimerization activity. The record is from RefSeq and is a predicted model, not a curated record. Bases 94 to 720 code for a protein of 208 amino acids. Gene Ontology annotation, biological process: regulation of DNA-templated transcription. NCBI's taxonomy places the organism in Eukaryota, Viridiplantae, Streptophyta, Magnoliopsida, Ericales, Balsaminaceae.